CUUAAUGUAUCCUUUCAUAUUAAUCUAAUGAUCUUAAUUACAUUAAAGGAAAAGGGAGGAAGACCGCCAUUAGGGCCACAAACAUUGGUAAUGAACACGGACAAGUGUUGAUGUCGGUCUUAACUGUUGGUGAAGGGUUAAGCUUGAAGCCAAUGAUUGAUGGCCUUGUUGCACGGUACCGGAAUGCUGAAGUUUCUCCUCCGAAGGCCCUCUAUGUUGAUAGGGACUGCUGUAGAACCUCCUCUGUACGGAAGUACUUUGGUGCAUGGCCUUUUCUUCAUAUAAGGUUGGACAUUUGGCACUUCAUGCGUCGCUUUCCCUCUGGUUGUACAACUGAUAAACAUCAGCUGUACAGUGUAUUCAUGGGGAAACUGAAGCAGUGCAUCUUCAAGUAUGAUGAGGGUGACCUCAAACUACUGAAGACUGCAAAGCGGGCAGAGAUGAUCCAGGAAGGUAUUCCCGACCCAACGUAUGAUGACGUCUUUCGAAAGUUGUCUUCCAGCGAGCUCCAACAACACUGUCGAAGGUUGACCCGAGGGACAGCAGAAACAUCAAGGCUGAUAUCAAGCCUGAUGGAAAGAUUUCCCUAUCUAGUCCUACGAUCUAGCAUAUCCUUAAAAGACACUCAUGUGUUCAUUGGUCCUUUCUCCAAAGCUUCAAGAAGACAAGGGGCAAAGUAG
Molecule: messenger RNA, 680 nt
Organism: Saccostrea cuccullata (small rock oyster)
Lineage: Eukaryota; Metazoa; Mollusca; Bivalvia; Ostreida; Ostreidae
Exons: 3
Coding region: 111-680 (189 amino acids)
Source: RefSeq, a predicted model, not a curated record